Lachancea fermentati is the source of this 819-nucleotide messenger RNA. NCBI's taxonomy places the organism in Eukaryota, Fungi, Ascomycota, Saccharomycetes, Saccharomycetales, Saccharomycetaceae. The record is from the annotation of a GenBank genome assembly.
AUGUCUGAAGUCCCUCCACCUCAAAUUGUCGAGAAUGCGGAUGGAUCCAAGACGAUCAUCUCUUACAAAAUUGAAAAUGGAAAGAAGUUCAAAGUGACACAGAAGGUGAAGGAAAUCAAAGUGACAGAGAAGGUCAACAAGUCUGUGGCUCUCAGGAAGCAAUGGAAGAAGUUUGGGGCUGAAAGUAACUCUGCACCAGGACCAGACUAUUCUACAACGCAACUGGGUGAAGAAGUUUAUCUAAGAUUGGGUACUUCAUGGAAGAAGAUGGAGGAGGAAGAAGAGAAGAAGGCUAAGGAAGCCAAGGGUGGUGAUAAGAUGAUCACAUGUAGAAUCUGUGGUGGUAACCACUACACCAUGCAUUGUCCAUUCAAGGACACGUUGGGCGACAACUCGUCGUCUGCUACUGCCGCUGCUGUCGACAGCCCUGCUGCAGACGCAGGUGCCGCAGACGUGCUGGCUCCCGGUAAAUACGUGCCACCUUCUCGUCGUGCCGGUGCCAGAGAUCCAUCUUCUAACAACAAUUUCGAUGCUUACAAGGAUCAAAGAGAACGUGAUGAUGCCAAGACUUUGAAGAUCAUGCAAUUGAACGAGCACGCUGAUGAAAAUACGUUGAGAUACGAACUAUUGUUCCCAUUCGGCAGAAUACCUAAGGUGGUUGUUGUGAGGAAUAGAGAAACUGGUAGAUCUAGAGGUAUUGCUUACGUUACCUUUGAGACUGAAGAAAUCGCUGAAAGCGCUUUGAACUUUUUGGACGGUAGAGGUUUCAUGAACUUGAUCUUGCACGCCGAAUGGUCCAAACCCAAGGUUAGGGAGUGA